UCAUUUUGAUAGCUAAACUUUAGAGUAGAUUAUUGUUUACAGUUUCAAUCAAUCAUUUUAUACUUUGAAUAAGUGAAAGACACUCUGGAAAAAAUAAAAAAAUUCCCAGGAUUGUUCCAAAGGAAGAUUUAUGUAUUUUCUUCUUCAACGCUUUUUUCUUUGUUAUUAAUGGUGACAAACCACCAGGAAUCUAUGAGCAGUGUUGGAAGGAGGCAUGGAUGAAAAAAAAAUAAUGGGAAACAAGUGGGGUUAUCACUGAAAACCAGGCUUUUUUGUUUUCCCUGAUAGUUUAUUAUGGAUAAUUUUCCAAAUCAAACAGGCCCUUAAAAAGAUCUUCCAUGGAUCACUAAAAGUUGUAGAACCUGCUGUUCUGGUCUGGGUUUGAAUCCAUGAAAGCAUUUCACCCUUUUCUUCUUGUGAAGAAGCAAGUUUAUAAGGCAAUGGAUGAGAAGAGAAUUUCUGGUUCAUGUCUAAUCAUCUCCGAAGACAAUAAAAGUGACAGCUUGUAUCCAAUGUGUUUUGGUGUUUCUUGUGCUUUCUUUGCUCUCAGAUUCCUCAUAGGAACCGAAAAGGGUGAUGAGAAAUGGUGUGAAUUUCGUGAUAAAAUGGUUCAAGGAAGUGCCCAGCUCUUGGGGUUGCUUGCAUGGAGAAUCCACAGAGAAGAAGUCAAUCUAGCAAAGGCUGAACUUGUUCAAAAGCUUGAGACGGCUGAGAAAGAGAUUGAGGAGUUAAAGAAAAUGAGACAUGAAGAUGCAAAAGCGAAUGAGAAGGUUGUCGGCAUCUUUGCAUCACAAGAGCAAGGAUGGUUGAUUGAAAGAAAGAAGCUUCGGCUGCAAAUUGGAGCCCUUAUAAAUGAAUUGAGAGUCCUGGAGAAGAAGAAAGAUGAUGAAAUUGCUGGCUUGAAACAAAAAUUGAAUGAAAUGGAAAUCUUGGUGAAGUCUAAGGAUAAGAUGAUUGAAGAAAUGGAGGUGAAAGGGAAGGAAUUAGAAGAGAAGGCAAUGAAGUUGGAAAGUGUUGCUCAAGAAUUGAGGGAAACAGCAAAGCGUGAAGCUCAGGAGCAUUCCAAUGAGAUUUGGAAACACAAAACUGCUUUCAUUGAGAUUGUUUCAAAUCAAAGGCGACUUGAAGCAGAGAUGGGGCGAGCCUUUAGGCAAGUUGAAGCUACAAAAAUGGAGCUUGAUGCUGUCCUAGAACAAAAGGCGGAAUCAGUUGUGUUGGCACAAAAGCUGUCCAUGGAAAUCACAAAAAUGCGCAAGGAUUUGGAGCAAAAAGACAAGAUUUUGUCCGCAAUGUUAAGGAAAUCGAAGUUAGACACAGCAGAGAAACAAUUGCUUUUGAAAGAAGUUAAAGUAUCAAAGGCAAAGAAGAAGCAAGCUGAGCUAGAAACAGAAAGGUGGAAAGCAGUCUCUGAGACUAGACACGAGAGACAUUCAUUGAAGGGUAUGUUCAGUAACCAAGCCCAAGCCAGUGCAAAAUUGGAUUAUCCAGAACUGAAAACAGACCCAGAAGCCUUUUCUCUUCUUCCAGAUUGUCAAUCUCCACAAGGAACUGAGGAUUUAGUGGUGACAGCUGAUGUUAAAAGGCUGGAAAGUUGGGUUCGAGCGGAGGCAGAAAAGUAUGCCAAUGUGAUUGAGAAAAGACAUCAUUUGGAACUGGAUGCAUUUGCUGAACAAAUGAGACUGAAAGAUGAGAAGUUAGAGGGUUUUCGCUGGCGACUGUUGAGCAUGGACCUAGAGUCGGAGCGGUUGCAGUCCCAUGUUGAAGGACUGAACCAGGAUGUGUCUCAGCUCAGACAAGACAACAUGAAAUUGGAGGCCAUGCUAUUGGAGAGAGAAGAAGAAUUAGAUUCCUUGAAGGAUCAGUUUGCAUCACAAUUAAAGCCUAUGAGUUGUCAAAAGAGUGACAUAUUAAAUAUAUCUCUGCACGAUCCAGCUUUGACACAUGAUUCCUUUUGGCCUAAAGUCAGGAUUGUAAAGAAAAAGGCAGCCGAGGAGCAAAAAAAGAAAACAAGCUUGCUAGAUAAAGAAGAGGUAAUCCCAUCUUGCAAAGACUCCAAAAACAUCAGAUUGAUUGUUCAAUCACCUGAAAAGGAUUUUGAAGAAGAAAGAGAGUCUGUCGACCCUGAUUCACUCCAGAAAGAAACUAAUGAUUCAUUGGUGGUGGAUUGUGUUGACCAGUCGAGAGGUGCUAGUGCUAAAACCAAAAACAACCCAUGGAGGAUGGAUCUUCAAGCUCUUGGAGUUUCUUACAAGAUCAAAAGGUUGAAACAGCAACUUCUCAUGCUUGAGAGGUUAAAAGGAAAGCAAGAAAGUGGAGAGGAUAUGGAUGGAGGUGACAAUGGGAUCAAAGGGUUUCUAUUGUUGAUCUCUUUGCUUAAUAAACAAGUCAGCCGCUACCAGUCCCUUCAAGGGAAGACUGACGAUCUCUGUAAACGGAUGAAUGAGAAUGAGGUAGACGCGAGUCAAGGAGAUUGCAGCAAUGCGAAAACGAAAGUAGGAACCACCAGAAGCCUGGAGCAUUUCCUAGAGGAGACAUUCCAGUUGCAGAGAUAUAUGGUUGCAACGGGUCAAAAGUUGAUGGAAAUUCAAUCCAAAAUAGCCUCUGGGUUCAAUGGGGUGGAGCUAGACAAGACAGCCACCUUCGACAUGAAGCAAUUCUCUGAUAAUAUUAAAUCUUUGUUUCAGGAAGUUCAAAGGGGUCUUGAGGUCCGAAUAGCUCGAAUCAUUGGAGAUCUUGAAGGAACAUUGGCUUGUGAGGGAAUGACAGAUUUUAGAAGGUAGGAACAGCAUUGUAGGAAAGUAAAAGCUUAAAUAAGGAUUAUUGUACCACUUGUUCUUCUCCAUGUUGAAUAUCUAUAAUCCAAUUUGUAUAUAUAGUAGCAUUUACUGAUUUUGGUUUA
Molecule: messenger RNA, 2899 nt
Organism: Gossypium raimondii (Peruvian cotton)
Lineage: Eukaryota; Viridiplantae; Streptophyta; Magnoliopsida; Malvales; Malvaceae
Exons: 4
Coding region: 390-2780 (796 amino acids)
Source: RefSeq, a predicted model, not a curated record